ACACUUGGCAAAAGAGAAGAAGAGGUCUUUAGUAUGUGAGCUGUAACUGAACUGGACUGGACUGGACUAGGCUUCUUCAGACAAGAAUCUUUGCAGAAGAAGUCAUUACAUCUCCCUGAGAUAUUUAAAAAAGAAGAGUUAUUUACAUCCUUUCUGGCCUUUGAGUAUGAGUGUGACUGAGAAGCCAGAGGAGUCGGGCUCCGUCCACGUCCCCGUGGAAAUGAUCACAUUUGGGAAACCACAGGUGGCGCCAGAGCUCACCAGCUUUAAGAAAUUGAAAAACCCCAUGACUGAGGUCCACAGCUUCUCCCACCUCCCACAUCGUUCUGCUGUGGACCUGGAGUUCAAUGACCUCUCGUACACCGUCCCUGAGGGCCCCUGGUGGCGGAGGAGAGGUAAAAAAGCCCUCCUCACAAGUCUGUCGGGAAGAUUCAGCAGCAGAGAGCUGAAUGGCAUCUUGGGGCCCUCUGGAGCCGGGAAAUCCAGUCUGAUGAAUAUUUUGGCAGGAUACAGGGAGACCGGCAUGAAGGGUCAGGUCCUCGUGAAUGGACACCCACGAGAGCUGCAGACCUUCAGGAAGAUGUCCUGCUACAUCAUGCAGGAUGACAUGUUAGUGGCACACCUCACAACAAAGGAGGCCAUGAUGGUUUCUGCCAAUCUGAAACUGAACGAGAGUCAGAAAGUCAAAAAAGCUCUUGUGAAAGAGAUCCUGAUGGCACUGAAUCUGGAGGAGUGUGCUCAGACGCGCACCAGCUGUCUCUCUGGAGGUCAGCGCAAAAGACUCGCCAUCGCCCAGGAGCUGGUCAACAAUCCCCCGGUCAUGUUCUUUGACGAGCCCACCAGUGGUCUGGACAGCAUGUCCAGCUACCACGUGGUUUCUCUGAUGAAGUCUCUGGCGAAGGGCGGGCGGACAAUCAUCUGCACCAUUCAUCAGCCCAGUGCCAAGCUCUUUGAGAUGUUUGAUAAGCUGUACAUCCUCAGUCAGGGUCACUGCAUAUACACAGGCACCGUGUCUCACCUCAUCCCUUUUCUGAGGAAUGUGGGCCUCGACUGCCCAAAGUAUCACAACCCGGCGGAUUUCAUCAUCGAGGUGGCAUCGGGGGAGUAUGGAGACCUGAAUCAUAUACUGUUUGAGGCUGUCAAGGGUGUCCUGUGCAUCAGGGAGGGAAAAGAAAACAAGAUCUCAAGGAAAGAUUGUUCACCUCAUUCUCAGCAUCACGGUGACAAAGGGAACCCGGAGAAACGGACGUUUAACACCAAUACGUUUACACAGUUCUGGAUCCUCUUAAAGAGAAACCUAGUGACCACAUGCAGGGAUUUGGUUCUGACCCACUUUCGGAUCAUGUCCCAUCUUUUUAUCGGAGUGCUUAUUGGCUUGCUUUAUCUCAAAAUUGGAAACGAUGCCAGCAAGGUCUUCACCAACACUGGUUUCCUCUUUUUCUCUAUGCUCUUCCUGAUGUUUGCUGCCCUGAUGCCCACUGUCCUAACCUUUCCUCUGGAGAUGUCAGUGCUUAUGAGGGAACAUCUGAACUACUGGUACAGUCUGAAGGCCUAUUACUUGGCCAAAACCGUGGCUGACAUUCCAUUCCAGGUGAUUUGUCCAGUCAUGUACUGUAGUAUAGUUUACUGGAUGACCGAGCAGCCACCGGAAGCUGUUCGCUACCUGCUGUUCGUAGCCUUGUCCAUGUCCACAGUAGUAGUAGCUCAGUCUGUGGGUCUCCUCAUAGGUGCUGUGUCACCAUCUCUGCAGGUGGCAACCUUCUUGGGUCCAGUCACAGCGAUACCAAUGCUCCUCUUCUCUGGCUUCUUUGUCAACUUUGACACCAUUCCCAAAUACCUGCAGUGGAGCUCUUAUGUCUCCUACAUUAGGUACGGCUUUGAAGGUGUGAUCCUGUCCAUCUACGGGAUGAACCGCACUGAGCUGGAGUGUCCGGACUCGACAUGUAUCUUCCAAAAGCCUGAAGAGGUCCUGCAGCUGCUGGAUGUGGAGGAUGCAAAGCUGUACGUGGAUUUCAUAGUGCUGGGGAUUUUCUUCCUGAUCCUCAGAGUAUCGACUUACCUGGUCCUGCGCUACAAAGUCAAGUUAGAGCGUUAACAACCAGAGGCAACCGACGGAUUCUUGUGCUGAUGGACCCCGAUCGACUUCACAUUCAUGCAGUCAUCCAGAUGUUGUGCUGCAUCAUUACCAGUGGUGAUUUUGGUCUGGAAUUUCUCAGACAUUCCUCUCAUACCCGCCCUUGCUUCAAAUCAGCCAAUGAGAAGCGCUCUGGGGCCCUGAACUUCAGGCCCCACUGCCCGGAUCAGACAUCAAGUGUCUACAGAGGAAAGUGCAUUCAUCAAAUGAAAACUGUGGACAUUUCAUUGGGGACAAAGUUUAUUAUAAAGUUUAUUUAUAGAGUUUAUUAUUGACUUGUGCUCAACGACAUUUUUGACACAGGAAAACACUUAUAAUAGCAGCGCCCUCUGGUAGGGCCAUGCAGGAAUCCCUGUUCUAAGUAGUCUUUACAACUGUGACGUAUAUCUAGUGAGAAUGAGAAUGAUGAACAUUUCAUAGUAGGUGACACUUGUUUUUACACAUUUAUGUCCUGAUCUCUGGCUCCUUUAAAGAUAGCGAGAAACGUGGGUGUCAUAGAUCAUGUUGCCUCGGUCGCUUUACACUAUUCAAUAUAAGAAAAAUCUGGCAUACCUAAGUCAACAGGCUACUCUACUCCUAGUACAGGCUUUGUUCAUCUCCCGCCUCGGCUACGGCAACACCCUGCUAACGCCCUGCUACAGGCCUCCCGAUGGUCCAGAACGUCUUCAGUCAGCCUAAAAGGUCUCCCCUCCGUUCAUUGAGCUCCUCUGGCUAACCCAAACCCUUAGCCGCCCACAUUGGUUGUACAUCUUAUUUUGUAUUGACAUAACUUUAUAUUUACAUUGGAUGCAGUAUUUGAGCUAGUUUUACUUUAUCUAAAGUGUAACAUCAUCUUGACAAAAAGAAACUUUUCACGAAGAACAGUUAAUAAAAAAAACAACUUUAAAACUCUCUUUUCUUUAAAAAAAAAAAAAAAAAACAUAAAA
Messenger RNA from Solea solea (common sole), 3060 nucleotides. RefSeq names its product ATP-binding cassette sub-family G member 4-like. The transcript has 2 exons. The coding region runs from base 167 to 2095 and encodes 642 amino acids. Gene Ontology annotation, cellular component: plasma membrane. Gene Ontology annotation, molecular function: ATP hydrolysis activity; ABC-type transporter activity; ATP binding. Lineage: Eukaryota; Metazoa; Chordata; Actinopteri; Pleuronectiformes; Soleidae. The record is from RefSeq and is a predicted model, not a curated record.